Molecule: messenger RNA, 1879 nt
Organism: Schistosoma spindalis
Lineage: Eukaryota; Metazoa; Platyhelminthes; Trematoda; Strigeidida; Schistosomatidae
Source: the annotation of a GenBank genome assembly
UUUUUUCUAUUGGUCAUUUGAAAACUGUGCAAAACUAAUUUAAACUUGAUCAUUCACUUUUCUCUUUUUUUUUUAAAAUAAUAAAAGUUAUAUUACUUAAACAAUGCAAAAGUCUAAAAUUACUAAUCGAUUAUGUAGACUACCUGGUCGUUUAGAUGGGAAAUUAGUUAUUGUAACUGGUGCAAAUAUUGGUUGUGGACUUGAAUUAAGCGGAGAAUUAGCACGUCGUGGAUGUACUGUUAUUAUGGCAUGUCGAGAUUUAGAAAAAGGAUAUUUAGGAAAAGAGGUUCUACUUGAUCGAUUUGGUGAUCGAAGUCAAGAGAAAUGGAGAAAAUCACCAGCUGGUCCUGGAGUUGAACCAUUUCUUGAUGUUAUUAAAACAGCACAGUUAAUUGUUGAACAUUUAGAUUUAGCAUGUUUAGAAUCAAUUCGUCAAUUUGCUAAAACAAUAUUACAACAAUAUAAACGAUUAGAUAUCUUAAUCCAUAAUGCUGGAAUGAUGGCUACUAGUUAUAUGGAAACUCAUGAUGGAUUUGAAUUACAAAUGGGUGUGAAUCAUUUAGGUCCUGUAUUAUUAACUGAAUUAUUAUUACCAUUAUUAUAUCAUGGUACACCAUCACGUAUUAUUAUUAUUGCAUCAAAUUUAUAUCAACAAGGUGAUAUUGAUGUGAAUAAUUUAAAUUUACGCGGUGAACAAUAUGGACCAUUUAAAGCAUAUAAUCAAUCAAAAUUAGCGAAUAUAUUAUAUAUACGUGAAUUAGCUAAACAUUUAGAUGGUUUAAAAGUAAUACCAAUGGCUGUACAUCCUGGUGCUGUAAGAACAGAAAUAUCAAAUACAGGAGAUCAUAGAUAUCAGUUAUUUCUACGUGCUGUUGGUAUAAGUCCAUGGGAAGGUGCACAAACUGCAUUAUAUUGUACAUUAAUUAAUGAUCCAGUACCUGGUGGUUAUUAUUCUAAUUGUGAAAGAGAAGAAUUAACUGAAAAAGCAUUAAAUGAAUCAUUAAGUAAAAAAUUAUGGAAUGCAUCACGUGAAAUGGUUGGUUUACCACCAAAUUUAUUAAAUUUACCAUAACAGAAAAAAGAAAGAAAAAAAGAAAGAAACGAGAAAAAAAGAAAAAUAAUUCUCAUAAUUUUUUUCUUUUUUGUUCUUUUUCUUCUUCUUCUUUAUAUUUUGUUAACAGUUUUAUGUUGGUUAUUAUUCAUGAGAAGAAUUUUUUUCUUUUUUUUUUUCUCUCGUUUUACUCAAUAUGUACUCUUCAGUUUAUAAUAAUAAUCAUAAUAAUAUGAUAUAAGAAUUAUUGAAUUUUGUUUUUGGUUAUCUUAUCAAAAAAUAAUGUAUAAAUCAUCAUUGUUACCUUUAUGAAUAUUGAUCAUUGAUAUAUAAUAAUAACAAUAAUAAUAAUAAUAAUUGACAAGAAUCAAUGACGGUUUCGGAUUAUUAUAUUCAAUGUGUCAAUUGGCAUUCAUGAGUUACCAUGGUAACUACAAUAAUUGAUAUGAGAUACAAUAAAAGAAUUCUGUUUUAUUAUUAUUAUUGUCAUUAUUAUUAUUGUUAACUCUACUCUUUAUAUUAAUAUUUUUCUUUCUUUAUUUAAGGUUGAUAAGGAAUGAGUGAAAGAGAAUGUUGGUUUGGAUACACGAAACAAGAAUGAAAAGUAGUAAAAAAUGAAAACCAAAUAAUCAAUAUCAUGAAUUUCAAAUAAUCAACAUUAGAAUAAAGAAAUUAGAAGAUGAUUGAAUAUUAUUAGAAUAUAUAAUUAAUUGCUCUGGUAUGGAUGAAUGUGAGGAGAGUUCGUUCUUUCUCUCUCGAAAUACUGUUAUAUGGUCAUCGGGUACAGUCAUUGUCAAGGAAGUUCUACUCACUAACUUUUCGUGGCAU